AGGACCGAACGUGCUCGUCUCACUAUCCAAGAUCCCCUAAAAGAAAAAAGUUUGUAGAAUUACGCUGUCACAGUCCAAUGGGAACUUCUCGCCUUUGUUAAGAGCGUGAAUGGGACGCAUCUGUAAACUGCCAGCAGCGUUUCUGAGCGCCGAGCGCACGGUGGUCCCUCCUAAAGGAAGCUCGUGUUUUGGGAGCGGACCGGCUGGAAAUGGAUACCUUCUUUGUUGAGGGUGAUCGUGUAUGGUUAUGGGAGAAAGAGCAGCUCUAUCCCUGCACAGUUACCUGCUGUGAUGAUCAUGCUCUUCUCCUCACCACAGACUAUGGAGAGGUGCUGAGUGUUGAGCGCUGUAAGCUGGGCAGACAAAAGCUGUUCCUCAUGAACCCUGCCAGUUAUAGGGGAAUGGAGGACAUGGCCACUCUGCCAGAGCUGCAUGAUGGGGCCAUCAUGCACAACCUAUUCACACGAUACCAGCAAGACCUCAUCUAUACGAACAUUGGCUCAAUCCUGGCCGCAGUCAACCCCUACAAACAGAUUCCUGGCUUGUAUGAUGCGGACGCAGUGGAGCUGUACAGCCAACAUCACCUGGGGGAUCUGCCCCCUCACAUCUACGCCUUGGCCAAUGAGUGCUACCGCUGUCUGUGGAAGAGAAGUGACAGUCAGUGUGUGCUCAUCAGUGGGGAGAGUGGUGCUGGGAAGACAGAGAGCACUAAACUGUUGCUGAAGUUUCUGUCUGUAGUGAGUUCAGGAACCCUGAGAGAAACAAGAGUGGAACAGGCCAUCAUACAGAGCAGUCCAAUCAUGGAGGCGUUUGGGAACGCCAAAACCGUGUAUAACAACAACUCCAGCCGCUUUGGGAAGUUCAUCCAGCUUCACUUCGCCCAGUCUGGCAACAUCCAAGGUGGCUGCAUCAUCCACUACCUACUCGAGAAGAACCGGGUCGUUCGUCAGAACCCAGGAGAGCGGAAUUAUCACAUCUUCUAUUCUCUGCUCUCUGGUGCAGACCGUGAACAUAGAGAGAUGUACCUGCUGUUGGACUCUCCUGAAGUCUAUCACUACCUGAGCCAGUCAGGCUGUGUGCUGGAUAGCAGUCUAGAUGAUGAGCAACUCUUCCACAGUGUGAUGGAGGCCCUGAAGGUCAUGGAGUUUACAGAUGAGGAGAUUCGUGAUGUGUUCAGACUGCUGUCUGGGGUCUUACACAUCGGCAACAUUGAGUUCAUGACAGCAGGGGGUGCUCAGAUCACCACUGACGGAGUGAUCAGUAAUGUGAGUGAACUGCUGGGAUUGGAUGGGUUCCAGCUGUCUGAGGUUCUGACUCAACGCUCUAUUAUCUUGCGUGGGGAAGAGAUCUGCUCACCGCUUACUGUGCAACAGGCUGUUGAAUCCCGGGACUCUCUAGCCAUGGCGCUGUAUUCCCAGUGCUUUUCUUGGAUCAUAACCCGGAUUAACCAGAAGAUCAAAGGGAAGGACAACUUUAAAUCCAUCAGUAUCCUGGACAUCUUUGGCUUUGAGAACUUUGAGGUGAACCGGUUUGAACAGUUCAACAUUAAUUACGCCAACGAGAAACUGCAGGAGUAUUUCAAUAAGCACAUCUUCUCCCUGGAACAGCUGGAGUACAACAGGGAGGGAAUACAAUGGGAAGCCAUAGAUUGGAUGGACAAUGCUGAGUGCCUGGACCUUAUUGAAAAGAAACUGGGUCUGCUGGCUCUGAUUAAUGAAGAAAGCAGAUUCCCCAAAGGCACCGACUACACACUACUGGAGAAACUACACAGUCGGCACGCAACAAACUCCUACUAUGUGAAACCCAGAAUGGCUGAACACCAGUUUGGCAUCAAACAUUAUGCUGGGGAGGUGUUAUAUGAUGUGCGGGGAGUUUUGGAGAAGAACAGAGAUACUUUCCGAGAUGAUAUACUCAACAUGUUGCAGGACAGCAGGCUGGACUUUAUCUAUGACUUGUUUGAGCGCGUGGGCAGCAGGAAUGGGGAGGACACUCUGAAGAUGGGGACCGCUCGCCGCAAACCCACCCUGAGCUCCCAGUUUAGGGAUUCUCUUCAUGCACUCAUGGCGACUCUAAGUGCCUCUAACCCUUUCUUCGUCCGCUGUAUCAAACCCAAUGUGGAUAAGCAUGCUAAUAAGUUUGACCCGGAAGUGGUUCUGAACCAGCUGCGCUACUCUGGCAUGCUGGAGACAGUGAAGAUCCGGCGUGCGGGGUUCCCUGUGCGCAUGACCUUCAGAGACUUCCUGAGCCGGUACACUGUGAUACUGAGAGAGAAAAGGCAGACGGGAGAGGAGAGCAGAAAGAUCUCAGAGCUACUUACAGUGUACAGUACCUCCAGGAAACACUGGCAACUGGGCAAAACAAAGGUCUUCCUGAAGGAGGUCUUGGAGCAGCGACUAGAGCAGGAGAGGGACGAUGUGCGGAGAGCAGCGGGGAUGGUGAUCAGAGCUCAUAUACUGAGCUAUGUGGCAAGAAAGCACUACAGGAAAGUCCGAUCCAGCACAGUCACCCUUCAAAAGAACUACCGCGCUCACUUCUGGAGACAGGGCUUCCUGCGCAUGCGUUCUGCUGCCGUGGUCCUGCAGAAAUAUCACCGCGGGCAACUCACUCGCAGACUCUACUACCAGCUCCAGCAGGACAGGAGAAGGGAGGAGGAGGAGGAGAGACAAGCAGAAGAGGAGCGGAGACGUGCAGAAGAGGAGAGACAGCUGGAUCAGAGACGGGAAGAGGAAGAGAGACAGAUGAGAGAAGAGGAGGAACAGGAAGCUCUCCGGAAACAGCAGGAAGAGCAGGAGCUUAGGAGUAAUCGAGACAGUGAGGAGAGAGAGACAGGUCUCAGCAGGAAUCAGCCAGAAACCCAUCACUCUAGUGCCAAGAGGGAGGUGUGUGUGUCUCGCGGCGGCUGGCAGUACUCCUCUGAGGAGGAGAGUCGUCAGAUGGAGGAGAUCUUGCGUCUGGAACGAGAGAUCGAGCGGCUGCAGCAAGAGCGCGACGAUGGCGUGGCACUGCUGAGCGAGACGUCCCGCGAGGAGCUGCGGGAGCUGCGAGAUGCGGAGAUCUACCGCUUGGAGAAAGAGGCCUCACGCGUGGCCACUGAGUUCCUGGACAUGCUGGACUUUGGAGGUCUGGAGCAGUCACUCUCUAGUGAGGAGAACCUGCAUGAGCCAGCUGGGAGCACAGCCCCGCUGGCGGAGGAUGAGGUGGAUGAGGGUGUUUCCUGCCCAGAUCUGCCCCUCCUGGUCCUGCCUCUCCCAGACUUGCCACCCCCUGCUGGCGAGCCCCUGGACAUGACCACUCUCUCUACCCUCUCUCCCUUGGCUGCAUUCGCUCAAGGCUCUCUGGACACAUCCUACCCCAAAUCCAGUGCCUCCCACAGACACAGCCAACUGCCUGAGUGCCCUGUUCCACCCAUGCCACCCCCACCACCCGCUCCGCCUCUCACGACUCCAUCUGUGGGACACUGUGUAGAUUCUGUCGGGGUGCAGGAGGACCGUGGACAGUCAGAGACGGAACAGCACACAGACGAGUUCGGCUGCGGCGUCCUGCCAGACAUGGAGUCUGACUAUGACCAGGAGGAGUUUGAUGACACUGCAGGAAGUGCUAAUGACGGUCACCUCACUGAUGAGGAGGUGUUGAGGAGGUCCUCCUGCACCUACAACAGCAUGGACUCUUUCAGGGACAGCUGCGACUCUUUCAUAGACAGCGAUGACGAGAAUGAUGGCUACGUGGACACGGACGAGGAGGUGUCCAACGGCAGGGUCACCCUACUGAACGGCAGUGGCCCACCCUAUUUCCACAGUUACCUCUACAUGAAGAGUGGAUUGAUGAUCCCCUGGCGAAGGCGUUGGUGUGUGCUGAAGGAUGAGACCUUCAUGUGGUUCAGGUCCAAGCAGGACUCUCUGAAGAGUGGCUGGCUGUAUAAGAAAGGUGGCGGGAUGUCAACACUGUCCCGCCGGAACUGGAAGAUGCGGUGGUUUGUGCUGCGAGAGACGAAGCUCAUGUAUUUUGAGAACGACAGUGAGGAGAAGCUAAAGGGGACCAUCAACAUCCGCACAGCCAGGGAGAUUGUUGAUAACCACGAGAAAGAGAAUGCACUGAACAUAGUGACUGAAGACAGAACGUAUCACAUCUAUGCAGAGACCCCUGAAGAAGCCAGUGGCUGGUUCAGUGUGCUAAGCCGUGUCCACAGCGCCUCCCCAGAGCAACUCAUGGAAAUGCGGCACGAACAGGCCAACCCCAAGAACGCAGUUGGAACUCUGGAUGUUGGACUUAUUGACUCAGUCUGUGCCUCAGACAGUCCUGACAGGCCCAACUCGUUUGUUAUCAUCACAGCUAAUCGUGUGAUCCACUGCAACACAGCUCUGCCUGAAGAGAUGCAUCACUGGAUCGGUUUGCUUCAGAAGCCCAGAGGAGAGUCACGCAUGGACGGGCAGGACUUCAUAGUGAGAGGGUGGCUGCAUAAAGAGGUGAAAUCCAGCAGUAAGAGCACCUCUCUGAAAAUGAAGAAACGAUGGUUCGUCCUCUCCAGCAACUCUCUGGAUUAUUAUAAGACCUCUGAGCGCAGUGCCUCCAAACUAGGAACGCUGGUAUUGAACAGCCUUUGUUCUGUGGUGCAGCCUGACGAGAGAGUGUUCAAGGAGACGGGUUACUGGAACAUUAUUGUCCACGGGAGGAAACACUCCUACCGUCUCUACACCAAGCUGCUGAAUGAGGCUAUGAGAUGGGUCUCUGCAAUACAGGGUGCCAUUGACAACAAGGUUCCCAUAGAAACACCUACCCAGCAGCUUAUCAGAGACAUCAAGGAGAACAGUAUGAAUGUGGAGGCAGUGGAGCAGAUGUACUGGAGGAACCCCAUCCUACGUUACACCCAGCACCCUCUCCACUCACCCCUGCUUCCUCUGCCCUACGGGGAGGUCACUGUCAGCCUCCAAAAGGAGAAGGGCUACUCCAGUCUGCAGGACGAGGCAGUGAAGAUGUUUAACUCUCUACAGGAGAUGGAGGCAGUGUCAGACCCAGUGCCCAUUAUCCAGGGCAUCCUGCAAACAUGUCAGGAUCUACGGCCACUCAGAGAUGAGGUCUAUUGUCAGCUGAUCAAGCAGACCAAUCAUGUCCCUCAGCCUGACAGCCCUGCUAACCGAGCCCACUGGCACCUACUCACCUGUAUGAGUUGCACCUUCCUGCCCAGCCGCGGGAUCCUGCGCUACCUGAGGUUUCACCUGAAGAGAAUCAGGGAGCUGUGUCCUGGCACAGAGAUUGAGCUGUUUGCUGUGUUUACUGGGGAAUCACUGAAGAAGACGAAGGCACGGGAGUUUGUGCCGUCUCAGGAGGAGAUCGUAGCUCUGCGGAGCAGGCAGGAAAUGACGACAACAGUCUACUGCCACGGAGGAGGUUCCUGCAAAAUCUCCAUCAGCUCUCACACCACAGCAGGAGAGGUUGUGGAGAAGCUGAUUCGUGGCUUGGCUAUGGAAGACAGCAGGAACAUGUUUGCUUUGUUUGAGCACAGUAACACUCUGGCCCGUGCUGUGGAGAGCCGAGUGAUUGUGGCUGAUGUGUUGGCCAAGUUUGAACGACUGGCAGCCACAGAGGCAGAAGAGGAGGGCCAGUGGAGACUUUAUUUUAAGCUCUACUGUUUCCUGGAUGUGGAGAGCAUGCCCAAAGAAGGAGUGGAGUUUGUCUUCAUGUUUGAACAGGCUCAUGAGAGUUUGAUCAGUGGCCAUUUCCCAGCGCAUGAGGACACACUACAGCGAUUGGCUGCAUUGCGUUUGCAGUAUCUCUAUGGCAAUGUGGCACGAGUGAGCUGGAGCCUAGAACAAGUAUAUCCCAUGGGCCACCUGCGCAGACGCAUCCUGCACUUCACCCGAGCAGGAGGAGCAGCAGCGCCACCACUGGACAAACGCAGGAGCAGCUUCCUGGAGGGCACUCUGCGCAGGGGCCUGAAGGGAUCGCUGAGGAAACAGCGCAGCCUGCAGGAGGAACAGAUGUUGGACAUGUGGGUGAAGGAGGAAACAGCAGGCACCAGAGCCAGCAUCAUGGAGAAAUGGAAUCAUCUGCAGGGAAUCAGCCAGCACCAGGCUAUGCUCAAAUACAUGAGCAUCAUCACAGAGUGGCCCGGAUAUGGAUCAACGCUGUUCGAUGUGGAGUCUAAGGAGGGCGGGUUCCCUCGUGAGCUGUGGCUUGGCGUUAGUGCAGAGAACGUGUCUGUCUACAAGAGAGGAGAAGCCAAGCCCCUGGAGACCUUCCCCUAUGAGCACAUUGUCUUCUUCGGCGCUCCACUACCCAGCACCUACAAGAUCACGGUGGAUGGGCGGGACAUGUUCUUCGAGACCCCACAGGUUGGAGAGAUCACCAAAAUCGUGAAGGCCUACAUCAACAUGAUUGUGAAGAAGCGCUGCAGUGUCCGUUCUGUCUCCAGUCACGGAAGGAGCUGGACCAGCUAAUGGCCAGUGGCCAGUCAUAUUGCAGGCACAACUUCCUUGUUUUGGACCCAGAACAAGGAAGAAGGAUGCAGAGAUGUGCUGGGUUGAUGGACACGGGAUGCCUCUUCCUGCCUACUCCUGCUGCAAAACACACGAGCAGCUCCCCUUCGCAGUGAUGCUACCAUCACUACUGACCAAAUGUUACCAUCGCUACUGACCAAGUACACCUCUAUGUCCCAUGGGCGUGCCACUGCAGACAGCCCAGUUCAGUAGUGUGGAGACUGAUGACGAUGAGCAGUGGGAAAAGGUGUAAUCUGUAACACACUCGGGGAUGUUUCUGAUGGAGGAUUAGUGUACACACUGUGUUUGUGUACUGCACACAGACUUCCCACACACAAAGGAAGUUGUCUUUUUAAAACACAUUUAAUCUUGCUAUGCAUUUUAACUCAACAAGGGAUAUUCUGUCAUUAUGCCACUUAGCUGACAUUCCACUUUAUUCUGUCA
Molecule: messenger RNA, 6917 nt
Organism: Electrophorus electricus (electric eel)
Lineage: Eukaryota; Metazoa; Chordata; Actinopteri; Gymnotiformes; Gymnotidae
Gene: myo10l3
Product: myosin X, like 3
Biological process (GO): axon extension; signal transduction
Cellular component (GO): cytoskeleton; axonal growth cone; myosin complex
Molecular function (GO): protein binding; cytoskeletal motor activity; ATP binding
Source: RefSeq, a predicted model, not a curated record